AUGACGCAAAUUACUGUUAUUUAUUUUCGUAACCCUUGUGCAAAAUGGAAUACAACUGCUAUUACUAUAGCCGGCAAUGGUAUUCAAGGAAAUACCCCAACGCAACUUUCUUAUCCACAAGGAAUUUUUAUUCAUGAUAAAACAAAACGUUUAUUUGUAUCAGAUUCUUUCAAUAAUCGCAUACAAACAUUUCCACUUGAUCGAUCGACAACAACUGGUACUACUGUAAUACCUCGUAUAUUACAAGGUUUUAAAAUCUAUCUUGAUGAUGAUGAUGAUGAUUUUCCAACUAUCUAUAUUGCUAUGAAUGGUGCAAGUCGUGUAGAAAAAUGGAUCAAGGGUGCUACUCAUGGUAUAAUAAUUGGUGAUACAUGUCUUGAUUGUACAGGCGUAUGGUUAGAUAAAGAAAAGAAUGUUUAUAUGACAGAACGUAAACGAAAUCGUAUUCUUAAAUGGUCACCUGUAACUAAUCUAACUACCAUAGCAGCUGGUGAAACAGAUCAAAGUGGACCGAGGCCUGAUCAUCUUAAAGAUCCCGAAGGAAUUUUUGUAGAUAAAAUUACAAAUGAUUUAUAUAUAGCAGAUUUAGUAAAUCAUCGCAUUCAGAAAUGGCCAAAAGGUGCUAAAGAAGGUGUUACAGUAGCUGGAUCAAGUGAUGGUGAUCCAGGAUCAGAUGCUAAAUCUUUAGAUAGACCAUAUGGUUUACGUGUUGAUGAAGAAACAAAAUCUCUUUAUAUAGUUGAUUUAUUAAACAAUCGAAUUCAACGUUGGAAACAUAGAGCAACCGAAGGCGAGACUAUUGCGGGUGAUAAUGGUGAAGGCAGUAAGAGUAAUCAAUUUCAUCAUCCAACUGAUUUAGAUUUCGACAAUGAAGGUAAUCUUUAUGUGAGUGAUGCCUGGAAUCAUAGAGUUCAAUUGUUUCUUUUGAUUGAUAAUGAACCCUGUGUUGGACCAUCAACAACACCAGUAUCAACAGGAAGUUCAUUAAAAUCUAAGUAA
Molecule: messenger RNA, 999 nt
Organism: Adineta steineri
Lineage: Eukaryota; Metazoa; Rotifera; Eurotatoria; Adinetida; Adinetidae
Source: the annotation of a GenBank genome assembly